CGCCUUCGUUUCUCAACAUUGUAACGUCAACUGAUGGCAGACACACAAAUACACACGGCAAGAGACGUGUGUGUAUCUGUGUCUAGGUGGAGCGCUCGAAGUGGUCGGCAUGGCACGCUCUGGAUGGCCUGCCAUGUCGCGAGGCGAUGCACCAGUUUGUGAAUAUGAUGGACAGGGUUGUGCCCGACUGGCGGGCGCAUGCUAAGUGGGGGGAUCAGGGACGAUAGAUAAGCCGUCAUCGGCUGAUAAGUCGUUUGCGCUAUCUCUCUCUCUCUCUCCCUCUCUCUCUCUCCCUCUCUGCGUGCGUGGCGGGUGUGAUUUGUGGGAGCGUUUUGUGUGUGAGAUGGAUGAGGGUACGAGAGCAUUCAUGGAACAAACAAAUGCUACACCGAAAAAAGUCAUCACGGUCCGAUACAGCUCACGGCAGAGGACACUCACCCAUCCCCUCAUGACAUGAGUGGACAUCAUGCACACCAACAUCAGCGGCCUGAUAAAAAUGUGCGCUUUUCUUCAUGCCCCUGCCCUUGCACACACGCUGGACAAUUCACGACACAUCCACGCAUAGAGAGUGAUAUGGCUAGUAAAAUCACAAGGCAUUUCCUCUUUGCCACUCAAAUCUCAGACACACAGUCAGCCAGACAACGAGGGAAGAGCCCCCGGCCGCAUGCACACGAAUGUGUGACACACACAGCCGCCCCCACGUGUGUGUGAGUGUGUGUGUGUGUGGACUCUCUCUCUCCUACUCUAUGCUGAUCAAACGCAGCUGACGGAAGGGAGGUACUUUCUGUGUCUUCCACCGCCCCCGGCUGGCACCGCCUCGCCGGCUCUCUGUUGUCAAGAACCGACCAAGAAGGUGAGAGCCGCCAGAGAGAAGACGCAGCAAUCAGCACGGCCACACCAGCGUCACAUCCACACCAACCAAACAAGGCGACACCACCAAAACCAACAGGCUCUCUUUCGACCGGCAAGCGAACAUCAUCCCAGCACACACAUUGACGGCACCAUGGUUUGUAGACAGCAAGCAUACACAUACACACACAUACACACACAUACACACACACACACACACACACAGAGAGAGAGAGAGAGAGAGAGAGAACCUGCCACUAUCUUCAGGCACCGGAUGAGCGUCACGUGCACGCAGACCCUUUUUCCACUACCCCUACAUACUCUCAGCUACCGAGGAACAGCCUUUGGUCGAGCUCUUCACCGACGCCUGGUGUCGCUUGAGCUGGUGGAUGAGGGCGUGGUAGUGCUGCAGCGGCUCACGCAGCUUGGGGUAUAGCACCACCCGAAGUCGGGGAAAUUGGCGGAAUCGCCUGGAAAAUCGGCUGCGGGAGCGGCGAGGGAUCGAUCCCCGGCAGCCUGGGGCUGUAAGUCGGCUGCGUGAUCGGCCGGAGCGGCGGGGGAUCGAUCCCCGGCAGCCUGGGGCUGUAAGUCGGCUGCGGGAUCGGCCUGGGGCUGUAAGUCGGCUGCGGGAACGGCGAGGGAUCGAUCCCCGGCAGCCUCCCGCCGUCAGUCGGCUGCGGAAUCUCCAAGACGACGUCCUCGAUGCCGUAUUGUCCGAAGGGGGUCUCAUAUACGUCGGCCCCCUGGGACGCAUUGCUGUCCUUGACCAGCCACCUGCAGCAAAGAAACAGACAGACAGACAGACAGACAGACAGCCAAAUAGAGAGAGGGAGAGAGAGAGAGACGGAGAGCCGAACAAAGUGCCUCCUCCUCACUUACAUCAACUGGCCGUCUUCUGUUGUCUUAUAGCCAAAGAUCACCACUGCAUGAGCGCCGGCAGGCGUUUGAUAAGCGACUGAAUCAAGGCAAAGUACAGAAGCCAGCAUCUCGCUUGUUGUUGUUGCUGUUGGCUGUUGUUGCCGGUCACCUGACACGACAGGCCCUGACCGUUUGAGAGACCUGAGGCCACAUGAACAGAGGAGAAGAACAGAGCUCGUCGAAAGUGCGGCUGCGGCAUUGGCUUUGCAGGCCGCUACCUGCGGAUCUCGUCUUGCCCCUGAAGGCGCUUUGGGGGGAUUCCAGUCAGAGAUUCCAGUACCUUCUCAGGAUACCCCUCCCUCUCAGACCCGCAGUGAGGCAUCGCCUGGGGAGGUACUGGAACCAGUCGAGUGUUGCUGGGGAUGUUGCUACCCGACAGGAACCAGCACCUCAGUGCCGUGACCGCCGAGUGGAACCAGCACGUGCCGAGGUGUUGUUGGAUGGGUUCCUCAAGGACCGGGCAGAGAGCAGGGAAGGCAUCUCGGCAGUCGAAGCUUGGUGGCAGCCAGUCCGACAUCUCUCAGUUCGCUUGGUCUGUGUUUGGCCGUGGGACUACGCUGAUGUUGGCACGCAACAGUCAGG
Vitrella brassicaformis is the source of this 2349-nucleotide messenger RNA. NCBI's taxonomy places the organism in Eukaryota, Vitrellaceae. The record is from the annotation of a GenBank genome assembly.